GAGGGAGAUACAAGAAUACAGAUUGACGAGAUGGAUUUUUUCGAUGAAUGGAAAUCUCACGUACGCCGUGACUCCAACCCUCUCUGCUUGAUUCCGUCCGGAGAAAUUCCCGGAAAAUUCUCCGACUCCGAUUUCCAGAUACUCUUCUCGUCUCCAUCUCUCUGCCCUCCUCUUCUCUCUCCUCUCCCUCACCUCUCUCUCCCGCGCUUCCUCUCUACCGCUGCCGCCGUCCCUCCUUCGGCCUCUUCCUACAUAGCCGCCAAGUUUGGCCACAUGAAUCCCCACGAAGACGCUCUCCCGAUGCUCUCUUACAAUCGCCUCCAGAUCCUUCCUUGCCCGGGUAAAAAAUCCGUUUUGGUGUUCUUCCCGACCGGUAUUAACUGUGACCAAGUUGGGUUUUUGGUUCUUUCUGUCGGAGAUUCGGGUUUUCGGGUUGUGGGUUCGGAAGAACGCGACGUUUUGGUGGCAAAGGAGCGAUUUUUUUCAAGGAUACUGAGGAUAUUGGUGAAACCAGUUGAUGAAUCGGACGAUUCUUUUGGUAACUUAGGGUAUGUAAUGGUUUACACUCUGUAUUCUGUGCAUUGGUACUGUGUCAAGCACGGUGGGUCAGAGGAAAAACCGGUUUUGAGAUACCUAGGAUGUAAGAGGUUUAAGAGUUGUUCGAUAGCGAGUGCUUCUUGGAGCCAGCAUUUGCAUGGAGAAUGUCUGGUCCUGUUAGAAAACGGUUCGAUGUUCCUGUUUGACGUAAGUGAGGAAUCAAACGGUUAUUUCUGCGGCAAUAGGGUCAAGGUUCCAUGGGGAGAUCAAAAUAAAUCUGAGAAGUGUUGUUGGUUGGGUUGUCAGUUCAGUUGGCAUCCGAGGAUAUUUAUCGCAGCUCGAUCAGACGCGGUCUUCCUAGUUGAUACAAGGUCUGAUAAAUGCAGUUUGACACGUUUAAUGGUUUCUUCAUGUCGAACAGAACAAUUCCUUACAUUUUCUAGCUCAGACACAGAGGGUUUCCAGUUUAUUCUGGCUUCUCGUAGUCUUCUAUUUCUCUGUGACGUUCGGAUAUCAUUAUCCCCUCUGUUGCAAUGGUCUCAUGAUGUCUCAAAACCAUGUUUCAUCGAUGUGUAUAGCUUGUCUGAACUGAAGUUAGGGACAGAAUCGGAUAAGCGGGCUGAUGGAUCAUGCAUUAUACUGGGAUCAUUAUGGAAUUCAGAGUUUAGCAUGUUUUACUGUGGAUCUUAUACUUCAGCUGAUGAAGAGUCUGAUGUUCCAAGAGUUGGUAACGAUUCAGGGUCGUUGUAUGUACAGGAGCUUCCUUGCGGUUCCUUCUUUUCUGGCCAGUGUUCUUGUGGGGAUUGUAUUUUGAGAGAAAAUAUUAUGAAGGAUACUUGUCAUGAUUGGAUCGAUUGGCAAAAGAAGAAAGAGAUCAUUCUGGGGUUUGGUGUUUUAAACAAGUUUCUUCAGCUGAACUCGGAUCAAUUUCCUGGAUUUACGUUCAUCAGAAUAACAUCUUCGGGAAAGCUUGAAGUGAACACUUUUCGUUUCUCCUGGGAUUCUUUAACAUAUAUGAAAGAAGCUCACGGACAUUUGCCAUGUGAAUCUGACAAGGAAAGCUUACUCUACCUCACAGAUUAUGGUGAAUACAAGUUUCCGAAACGCUUCAAAUACCUUGAACUCGAUUAUAUUUGUGCUUACAUGAACGGUAAUCUUGCUGAGUUAUUAGAUUCAAGGAUGAGAACAUCUUCCUCAGGUUCAGGGAAGGAAAAACCUUUUAGCCUAGAAGCUCAUGAGGCUUUGUGUGAGAAGUUGAAGAUUUGUGGGUUCGGUAGAGACAGAAUUUCUCCGGCCAUUGCUGCAGUCUUUGAUGGCAUUAGGUCACCAACGAGCAUUUUCGAGAUUGCUUUGAAGCAAACCUGGGCGUCCCUUCCUACUGAGCUUUUGCUGUUGGCAUAUUCAAACUAUUCUGAGUUCCAAGAUGUCUUGCUAAACUUGAAGAGAGUAUCACUCGAAUUCCUUGUUGUUCCAGAUCUCCCUCAGUUGCCACCUUUCCUCUUAAGGAAGCCUUCUUGCCGGAGUAGCAAGUGGACAUGCAAAAACCUACCGACUGAUGAGCUCGUUGGUCCUGUCCUUCCACUCCCUGUUCUUCUUACACUUCACGAGAUCUGUAAUGGAAGCCUGAAUUCACAGGAAGACCCAUGUGGGUUUUCACCAGAGGCAGAGUUCUCUCAUCAAUGUGAUCAGGUUUCUCAAGUUGCUAGGGACGUGGUAAUCUUCGGGUCUGAUUCAGAAGUUGUUCAAAGAGACGAACACAAGUCCAUUUCACUUGGCGAUGACCAUGAUGAUGCUAGGGAUGAUAAUUCCCAGAAACAGAAACCCUUUAUUGCAUAUCGUCCAUUUACUGGGAGUUCUGCUUCUGCAUGUGAGGACGGAGCAUUUUCCAUGUUCAUUUCAAGAGUGCAGGGUAAAGAGUCUGUUGUUGAAGAUAAGAUGGGGAGUGUAGGGCCUGAGCUGUUUGAUUUGUCGCCCGUCAUCUUGGAGUUUGAACACCGGGAUCUGAAUUUUAAUUCACAAGAACUUGGCAAAACCGAUUUGCAUAAGUUUGAGGUGCAAUUCUCUCAGUGGCAAAAUCAGUUUACUCCGUUUCAGGAGUUCCUUUCUCAAUACAAUCUCCAAAUGUGAAGUCAACACACAAAAAUUCGUCCACAGUCUACCUCCUUUGGGUUGUUUUUGGGGGUAGAAAGUUAUUUCUGUUCCUCAUCAUUGUAUGCAUACAACAAAAGAGCGACUGAAUGGUUGAACACAUUGAGCAGUUUCGGUCAUGGUUCUUCAUGCUCGAGUGACAUAUAGAAGAGAGGAUGGAUAUCAGAAUGGACAGAGGGGUGCAGCAACUUCCAAAGGAAAGAAAGAAUCGACCAGCUGAAUCUCCAUGAUGAUGAUGAUGGAGGCGACAAGAGCAGACCUUUGGUUAUCCUCAGACACAUAUUCCUUGCAGAGUUAUUAUCCACCAGGCGGCAAUACUUGAAAGGAGCAUGAGGAUAGUAAAUCUCUGUUUCAGGAUUCGGAUGAACACUUUCGAAGCUCUGAAGCGAUGGAACUGCGGGUAGUCAGAUGAAUGUUUCCACGGUCAAAGCUGAAUUCUUGCGAGUAUGGCCGCCCGGAAUGAUGUAAAAACUAGUGACUAAGGCGAUCUGAAAUCGGGAUGAAUCCGGAAAGAGAAUGCAGAAGCAGCGUUUUCUGCCAAUCCGCCGGGAUUAUGUUUAACCUUGAUCAAGGGGAGAGCCGAGGAGAAACUUACAAAGGGUCUCUCACCAUUGAGGACCAUGUUUUGCUAAUCGUCCUCUUACAUCUGAAACAUUCACUUUCCAGAUGCUGUUCUGUUCUGUUCUUUGUUGAUCUGUCUUCAUCCUUUCUGCAGUUUUGAUUCUUUCAUGUACUACUCUGUUCUUUAUGUAAAUAUAUCAUUAUGCGGCCAAAUC
Tarenaya hassleriana is the source of this 3461-nucleotide messenger RNA. RefSeq lists its product as uncharacterized. Gene Ontology annotation, cellular component: fibrillar center. Gene Ontology annotation, biological process: transcription by RNA polymerase I. The transcript has 4 exons. Gene Ontology annotation, molecular function: RNA polymerase I core promoter sequence-specific DNA binding. The record is from RefSeq and is a predicted model, not a curated record. Lineage: Eukaryota; Viridiplantae; Streptophyta; Magnoliopsida; Brassicales; Cleomaceae. Bases 31 to 2664 code for a protein of 877 amino acids.